Pleurotus ostreatus (oyster mushroom) is the source of this 1827-nucleotide messenger RNA. RefSeq lists its product as uncharacterized. The transcript is spliced from 8 exons. The coding region runs from base 1 to 1827 and encodes 608 amino acids. The record is from RefSeq and is a predicted model, not a curated record. NCBI's taxonomy places the organism in Eukaryota, Fungi, Basidiomycota, Agaricomycetes, Agaricales, Pleurotaceae.
AUGGACCCAGGAGGUCUCCCAUGGAAGGAGUUCUCUCACAACCUUCAUGUUGGGAUAGAGCCCUUCAUGGUGCUGUUUUCGUAUUUUGCUCAUCGUCGUGCUUGCCGUGACAAGCAGAACCAGCGUCGAGCAGCUAUACAGCAACUCGAAUCACGUUUCCACGAGCUCAUAACUCCUAUAGACACCUCAAUCCUCUCCCAGCCCAUCUCUAAACUCGUGGAGAAUGUACAUACAGGCGAAUUCACGCCUCUCACGAUCCUCACAGCGUAUACCAAGAAAGCCCUAGCCGCCCAUGCACAAACCAAUUGUCUUUCAGAAAUCCUUGUCAAGUCUGCACAGGGAUGGGCUACCUCAUCCAAGUUUGACGCUGGGAACCUGAAGGAGAAGAGGAAUUUGGAGAGCCUCCCGCUCGCGGGGGUGCCUGUGAGUUUGAAGGACACCGUAGGAGUGGAGGGGUAUGAUUCUUGCAUAGGGUACUCAGCAUGGGUGGGGAAGCCUUUCCCUCGUCACAGUGCGCUGGUCAGGCUCUUGCUCGAUGCAGGAGCCGUCCCCUUUGUCAAAACCACGAUCCCGAUCACUCUGCUCUCCUUCGAAUCAACCUCAGACGUCUUCGGCGUCACGACCAACCCUUACAAUAAAGGCUAUUCUCCAGGAGGUUCAUCGGGCGGUGAAGCAGCCCUCCUAGCGUACGGCGGUUCGCGCGUUGGUGUGGGCACAGACGUUGCGGGGAGCGUGAGGGUGCCGGCACAUUAUUGCGGGGUCUAUUCGAUCCGGAGCUCGGCGCAGAGGUUUUUGAAGGCAGGAAACGCAACGAGUAUGCCUGGGCAGGAGGGUGUGUUGCCAGUCUAUUCGCCCAUGGCGCGGACAUUGGAGGACCUGGACACAUUCUGGCAAGCCGUCAUGUCCAUGAAACCGUGGAAAUACGAUCCAUCGGUCUUGCCCAUCCCGUGGCGGAAGCCUGACUUUGAGGGACGGACAUCUCUGAAAUGGGCUGUCAUAUGGGACGACGGCGUCGUAAGACCAUCCCCGGCGUGUCACAGAGCCUUAAAUACCGUAGUUGAUGUUCUUCAAAGAAACGGACAUAGCAUCGUCGCAAUAAACGACCCGGCGCUCUUUGGAACAGGCCUUAAUCUCGCCGCGCAACUCUUGCUCGCUGACGGAGGCAAAGUUGCUACUAAACCCAUCCGGUUCGGAGAGUUUAACGACCCAGGCAUGGUUCAGGCAAUGCGCAUGUUCUCCCUCCCGCGACCCCUUAGAAUCCUUUACUCCUGGUUCGUCCGCUACAUCUACCGCGAUCCCCUGUACGCCGAUCUCAUCGCGGGAUGGCACGAGAAGCCUAUGGAUGAGUACAUGAAGCUGGUCGCGCAGAGGGAGGAGUAUCGGCUCAAGUGGUUCGAAAUGUGGAAUGGGAGUGAAGGAGAUAAUGAGAAGGGAGGAGAUGGUGGGUGGGAUUUCAUAUUGACGGUGCCAAACGCGUUGCCCGCUGUACCGCAUGGAGGGAUGAAGGACGGGUGGAAAUCUUGCGGAUAUACGUUUCUGUGGAAUUUGCUCAUGUUCUGGGUUUUCAAGCUCGAUUAUUCCGCGGGUGUGAUGCCCAUCACGCACGUCAACAGUGUCCUUGACCGGCUCGCCCCUCGCUUCGCUCCCCGCAACGCUAUCGAGAAGGGUGCGUACACCGCGUACGAUCCAGUGAGCAUGAGCGGGCUGCCUGUUGGUGUUCAGGUGGUAGGUAGGAGGCUCGAGGAGGAGAAGGUCAUGGAGGGUAUGAAGAUCAUAGAGGGGUUGCUCGCUAAGGAGGGCAUUCAGUAUGAGGGCAUCAAGAUUUAA